Globicephala melas (long-finned pilot whale) is the source of this 2503-nucleotide messenger RNA. The record is from RefSeq and is a predicted model, not a curated record. NCBI's taxonomy places the organism in Eukaryota, Metazoa, Chordata, Mammalia, Artiodactyla, Delphinidae.
AAACGCACCUCGCAGCCUGGCAGCCUGACCCAGAACCCCUGCUCCGGAGGGAGGGGUGGGAGUAUUUGCACGUGGGUCCGGGUGUUGUGAACUGCCCGGGAGCCCGUCUGUGUGACUCUGUAAGUCCAGGAGCAGCGGCUUUGUUUGUGAGUGCGUGACUCGUUGUGUUGCUGUUACUGUCACCCAGGCGUGUCUGUGACUCUAUAUGUAGUUCUGUGUGUCUCUGAGUGCAGGUGACUGUAGCUGGGACUGCGGGUGUCUGUGUGGUUGUGUGAUGCUGUGUAUCUGAGUGAGACUCACCCUGCUCUCUGAAGCACUGCCAGGAGUGCCCCCCAGAAGUGUUGCUGCUGUGUCAGACCCACAGUUAGAGCCAUGGCCCAGGCAAGACCCUCUCCUGGGCCUGUCUCCAGGGCCCAAGCGUUCCCCUUUCUGGGCAUCAGAACCAGCAGUGCUGGGCAGGCCCCAGAGAGUUCAUCCCAAUCCUUGAGGUCUUAUGGGAGGUGUGUCUGAUGCCCCACUCUGUAUUUUGACCUCUUGCUCCAGAGGGAAGGGAUCCCAUAAACAUCUUGUUCAGAUUUGGGCCACCUGGAUGCUGAGGGCCACUUCGCAGCCUGGUCCCAGAUGGCCUGGCUUGCUUGCCACUGGAACAUGUCCAACCAAACCACUGUCCCCCAUGUUCCCCAGAGGACUAAAUGAAGUCUUGAGUACAAAGUGCUCUUGCAUGGCCAGCAGCCGGAUGCCCGGGCCCAUUGGGCGGGCCGGUGGCCGCCUGCGGGAUGAGCAGACUGCUCGGGGGGACGCUGGAGCGCGUCUGCAAGGCCGUGCUCUUACUCUGCCUGCUACACUUUCUCGUGGCCGUCAUCCUCUACUUUGACGUCUACGCCCAGCACUUGGCCUUCUUCAGCCGCUUCAGUGCACGAGGCCCCGCCCAUGCCCUCCACCCAGCUGCCAGCAGCAGCACCAACUGCUCUCGGCCCAACGCCACUGCCCCCAGCUCCGGGCUCCCCGAGGCUCCCAGCGCCCGGCCAGGCCCCACGGCUCCUGUCCUGCCACCCUGUCCUGACUCGCCGCCUGGUCUUGUGGGCCGACUGCUGAUUGAGUUCACCUCACCCAUGCCCCUGGAGCGGGUGCAGAGGGAAAACCCAGGCGUGCUCCUGGGCGGCCGCUAUACACCGCCCGACUGCACGCCAGCCCAGACGGUGGCGGUCAUCAUCCCCUUCCGACACCGGGAGCACCACCUACGCUACUGGCUCCACUAUCUGCACCCCAUCCUCAGGCGACAGCGGCUGCGCUAUGGCAUCUAUGUCAUCAACCAGCAUGGUGAGGACACCUUCAACCGGGCCAAGCUGCUCAAUGUGGGUUUCCUAGAGGCGCUGAAGGAGGACGCCACCUACAACUGCUUCAUCUUCAGUGACGUGGACCUGGUGCCCAUGGAUGACCGCAACCUGUACCGCUGUGGCGACCAGCCUCGCCACUUCGCCAUUGCCAUGGACAAGUUCGGCUUUCGGCUGCCCUAUGCCGGCUACUUUGGAGGUGUGUCGGGCCUGAAUAAAUCCCAGUUCCUGAGAAUCAAUGGCUUCCCCAACGAGUACUGGGGUUGGGGUGGUGAGGAUGACGACAUCUUCAACCGGUUUACCAAGAUUCAAAACACGAAGCUGACCAUGAAGCGGGACGGCAUCGGGUCAGUGCGGUACCAGGUCUUGGAAGUGUCUCGGCAACCGCUCUUCACUAAUAUCACAGUGGACAUUGGGCGGCCCCCAUCAUGGCCCCCUCGGGGCUGACACCAAUGGACAAAGGCUACCAGUGCCAAGGAUGCCUGCCAGAGGACUGACCUACAGCCUGGCUGGUGGCUGCUCUGUGACAGAUCCCCCAGGACAGAGACUGUGGGCUCUGUUUUCUGAGGGUCUUCAGUAGGCCCCCCAGCUGCACCUGGAAGUUUCAGAACCUACUUCGGGGAGCUUCUGUCCUGGGCAGGCCCCUCAAGUGUGGCCCUCUCUGGGGUCAACCCUUCUUCCUGCUCCUCCCUCCCCAGUUCAGCCCUCCUCACUGUCAGGGUUGGGCCAGCCCCUGCACUGCCUCGCCGAGUGGCCUGGGCCAGGUCACUCCACCUCUCUGUGCCUCAGUUUCCCCCCCUUGAGUCCCCUGGGGCCUGGAAGAGUGGGAGGUAUGACUAGGGGGCAAUGUCGCUUCCAGGGGGAAUUCUCAGACCUGGGGAUCCCCCAUGCUCCCAGGGGAGGGGAAACCUUUUUCACUCAACAUUGUAGGGGGCAAACUCCGGUGCACCCCCUGCUGAGGAGCAGCGCCAGGAGGGGACCAGAGGGGGUGCUGUGUCGCUGCCUGGGAUCUUGGGGUUGGGCUUUGCAUGGGGGCGGUUGGGGCUCGGAUCAGUUGGGUUCCUGCCCCGCCCCCCUCAGAGAGAAGGCAGUAGCCCCAGGGCCGGCUCGUGUUUGUACAUUGCACAGAAACUUGUGUGGGUGCUUUAGUAAAAAACGUGAAUGGAGGA